Messenger RNA from Penicillium cosmopolitanum, 1011 nucleotides. RefSeq lists its product as uncharacterized. Lineage: Eukaryota; Fungi; Ascomycota; Eurotiomycetes; Eurotiales; Aspergillaceae. The record is from RefSeq and is a predicted model, not a curated record. Gene Ontology annotation, molecular function: ATP binding; ATP hydrolysis activity. The transcript is spliced from 3 exons. The coding region runs from base 1 to 1011 and encodes 336 amino acids.
AUGAUCAAUACUUUCAAAUAUUUCCCCCUUCAAUAUGCAGACAAGAUCAUCACAGAUGGUCUACGGAGACGAGGAGAACUAUUUUGGGACUGUCGUUCCCAGAAGCUGGUAGAAUAUCAAUCUGAGAAUCACAAAACACUGGCAAUAGAGAUUGAGCGAUAUAUGAUCGAUGACAGCACAUACAAGAGGCUCCACGGUGGAAAGGGGGCCGUUUUAGACGAGAAAGAGAGGAAUAGCUCUCGCGCCGGGGCCCGCAAGAGAAAGAGAUCUACGUUAUCCCUCUCAAAAUUACUGGUUAUAUUUUGGUUCACAAAAGCUGGGUUAAUGGCUGAUGAUAAUUAUAGUCAAUCUGUGGGUAGAUCAGUCUAUGAGGUUGGGUGGAGUAAGAUUGCGUUUGACAACUUGGUCAUUGACCGAGAUACCAUGGAGCUUAUUCAAGCUCUUGUGAUGAACCAAGUCGAGGCUGAGCGAGGCACCGAUGUCAUUGGUGGGAAAGGCAACGGUCUCAUCGUGCUUCUGCAUGGCGGUCCUGGUACAGGGAAGACAUUUACUGCCGAGGCUGUAGCAGAAAUAGCCGAGAACCCCCUCUAUCGAGUGACCUGUGGUGACAUUGUAACCAAGCCAGAAGAUGCCGAGAAAUAUCUUGAAUCGGCGCUGCAUCUAGGGAAGAUCUGGGGCUGCGUUGUUCUUCUUGACAAAGCUGAUGUGUUCCUUGAGGAACGUAGCCUUGACCAGCUCGAGCGAAAUGCACUUGUUUCAAGUUUUCUCCGUGUCCUCGAAUACUAUGAAGGGAUAUUGAUCCUGACCUCCAAUCGUGUGGGAACAUUUGAUGAGGCGUUCAAAUCUCGGAUCCAGCUCGCCUUGCACUACAAGAACCUCUCCGUUGAUCAGAGACAGCGGAUCUGGUGGAACUUUUUGGACCAUCUGCGGGUAAUGGAACGAGGCGAGAAGGCAACUAUUGACAUCGAUGACAUACUGGACCAUGUCUUUUUGCAAAUCAGUUUGAGAUGA